AUGUCUUCACUUCACCUUCUCAUCUCCCUCCUCAUAUCUCUCCCUCUCCUCUCCACCUCCACUCCCUCAGUCUACGAAGUCCUCCAACAAUACAACUUCCCUGUAGGCCUGCUCCCCGUCGGCAUAACACGAUACGAACUCGACACGAACACGGGCAAGUUCCAAGUCUAUUUGGACGAUUCGUGCCAGUUUGACGUGGAAGGCUACACGCUCAAGUACAAGUCGACUAUAUCCGGGACGAUCUCGACGAACAAGCUCAAGGAUUUGAGCGGGAUAAGUGUGAAGGUGCUGCUGUUUUGGUUGAAUAUCGGUGAAGUUAGUAGAGACGGGGAUGAAUUGGAGUUUUCGGUAGGGAUUGUUUCGGCGGAUUUUGAUGUUGAGAAUUUCGAGGAGAGUCCGCAGUGUGGGUGUGGGUUUGAUUGUAACGGCGGCGUUGGAAUGGGGAAGAGAGAUAGAUCGUGGUAUUUGAAUCGGUUUCUUUAUCCUUCGUUAGAUUAG
Messenger RNA from Daucus carota subsp. sativus, 498 nucleotides. RefSeq lists its product as uncharacterized. NCBI's taxonomy places the organism in Eukaryota, Viridiplantae, Streptophyta, Magnoliopsida, Apiales, Apiaceae. The record is from RefSeq and is a predicted model, not a curated record. The transcript has a single exon. Bases 1 to 498 code for a protein of 165 amino acids.